Diaporthe citri is the source of this 2079-nucleotide messenger RNA. RefSeq lists its product as uncharacterized. The transcript has 3 exons. The coding region runs from base 1 to 2079 and encodes 692 amino acids. NCBI's taxonomy places the organism in Eukaryota, Fungi, Ascomycota, Sordariomycetes, Diaporthales, Diaporthaceae. Gene Ontology annotation, cellular component: cytosol. Gene Ontology annotation, molecular function: NADPH-hemoprotein reductase activity; flavin adenine dinucleotide binding; FMN binding. The record is from RefSeq and is a predicted model, not a curated record.
AUGGCUGAACUCGACACCCUGGACAUUGUCGUCCUUGCGGCAAUCCUCCUAGGAACCCUGGCAUACUUCACAAAGGGUAAAUACUGGGGAGUCACCAAAGAUCCAUAUGCCAACUCAUUCGCCAACGGACAUGCCGCAAAGGCCGGGAAAACCAGGAACAUUCUGGAGAAGAUGGAAGAGAGUGGCAAGAACUGCAUUAUCUUCUACGGAUCUCAGACUGGAACUGCCGAGGAUUACGCCUCGAGACUCGCCAAGGAAGGCAAGAGCAGGUUCGGACUUGAGACUAUGGUUGCCGACCUGGAGGACUACGACUACGAGAACCUUGACUGCGUUCCUAACGACAAGGUAGUCAUGUUUGUUCUGGCCACGUACGGUGAGGGCGAGCCCACGGACAACGCUGUAGACUUCUAUGAGUUCAUCACCGGCGAGGACGUGUCCUUCUCCGAGAGCAACGACCCCCCUCUGGGCAACCUGAACUACGUCGCAUUCGGCCUGGGCAACAACACAUACGAGCACUACAACUCCAUGGUUCGCAACGUCAACAAGGCCCUCGAGAAACUUGGCGCUUACAGGAUUGGCGAGGCCGGCGAGGGCGAUGACGGAGCCGGCACCAUGGAAGAGGACUUCCUAGCCUGGAAGGAGCCCAUGUGGACUGCUCUCUCUGAGAAGAUGGGACUGGAAGAGCGCGAGGCUGUGUACGAGCCGAUAUUCAGCAUCAUCGACCGCGAGGGCCUGACCAAGGACUCGCACGAGGUCUACCUCGGAGAACCCAACAAGAUGCAUCUCGAGGGCACCGCCAAGGGGCCUUUCAACGCGCACAACCCCUACAUUGCCCCUAUUGCCGAAUCUAACGAGCUGUUCUCCGUCAAGGACCGAAACUGCCUGCACAUGGAAGUCGACAUCAGCGGUUCCAACCUGAGUUACCAGACCGGUGACCACAUCGCCAUCUGGCCUACCAACCCCGGUGAAGAAGCUGAUCGCCUAAUCAACGUCCUGGGACUGUCUGAGAAGCGCGAUCAAGUCAUCAGCGUCAAGGCUCUGGAGCCCACGGCAAAGGUCCCCUUCCCCACCCCAACCACCUUCGAUGCGAUCAUUCGUUACCAUAUGGAAAUCUGUGCCCCAGUGUCCCGUCAAUUCCUGGCCACCCUGUCGGCGUUCGCCCCUGACGAGGACUCUAAGGCUGAAAUGACCAAGCUUGGUGGUGACAAGGACUACUUCCACGAAAAGGUCAGCGCCAAACAUCUCAACAUCGCGAGGGUGCUCGAGACCGUUGCGAAGGGCCAGCAGUGGACCAACGUCCCUUUCUCGUGUUUCAUUGAAGGCAUCACUAAGCUGCAGCCACGUUAUUACUCUAUCUCCUCGUCUGCGAUGGUGCAGCCCAAGAAGAUUUCCAUCACCGCUGUCGUUGAAAACCAGACUCUUCCUGGCCGGGAGGACCCAUUCCGAGGUGUUGCUACCAACUACCUCCUUGCUCUGAAGCAGAAGCAGAACGGCGAUCCAAACCCGGAGCCCUUUGGUGCAACUUACGAGCUCACUGGUCCCCGCAACAAGUAUGACGGCAUUCAUGUUCCUGUGCAUGUACGCCACUCGAACUUCAAGCUGCCCUCCGAUCCCUCGAAGCCAAUCAUCAUGAUCGGGCCUGGCACUGGUGUUGCACCGUUCCGUGGAUUCGUUCAGGAAAGAGCAAAGGAGGCUGAAGAUGGCCAGAGCGUUGGCAAGACCAUUCUCUUCUUUGGCUGCCGGAAGCGAAGCGAGGACUUCAUGUAUGAGUCCGAGUGGGAGCAAUACAAGAAGGCCAUGGGUGACCAGUUCGUGAUGCACACCGCGUUCUCAAGGGAUGGACCGAGCAAGGUCUAUGUGCAGCAUCUCCUCAAGCAGCAAGGCAAGGAGAUCAACGAGCUCCUCGAGAAGAAGGCAUACUUCUAUGUCUGUGGUGAUGCUGCGAACAUGGCCCGCGAGGUCAACACUGUCCUGGCACAAAUCAUUGCUGAGCACAGGGGUGUGUCAGAGGCCAAGGCAGAGGAGAUUGUCAAGAACAUGAGAGCUGCCAACCAAUACCAGGAGGACGUUUGGUCAUAG